AUGACAGACCCUGUAAGAAACAUCAUUAUCAAGCUUGGAAGCAAGACACAUUCUCCGGAGGUGGCUCUUAAGCACAUUCAGACACUGCUGCAGUUUGCUAUGAAGAAGAAGCUCAAAUUUGAUCCUCUACUUCGCGACGAGAUUUUAGUAACUGUGAGGACCUAUUACCCAGAGUUUUAUGCAGAAUGGUCUGAAGAUGAUGCGACUGAACUGCUUAUGAUGGUUUCUGAAGCCAGUGAUGAAGUUUCUCCAGUAUAUAUUCCAGAACCCUUGGAUGGAAAUCGGGCCGGAGCAUUCCUUCAAUACUUUGCACAUCGAGCCCUAGAAUUGGUUGAGGCCUCUCGAAGGUCAAACUUUUCUGAAACUCCUAUUGAAAUUUCACCAGAUAAACCUGAUGUUCCUGCUACCCCAUCUUGUGUGCCUGUUAGUUCUGAAGAUUUAACUGCUUUGGAUUCCGAAAAGCCUCUUGUAAAUGUUGAAUCUUUAUCUCUGCCUUUGACUGAAUCUAUUGGUAUGAAAACUGAUGUCUUGCAUUUGUCUGAUGAGAAAGCAAAGUCCUUUGAUGAGCUAAAUCCACUGAAUUUAGUCGUUUAUUCGUCUGAUCAUAUUGCUCUGUCUCCUGCUGAGAAUGUUGAUGUCUCUAAAGAAACUUGCUCUGCUGUUGACACUCCUAUUUUACCUGCUACUGUUGAAACUGUUGAUUUAUCAAGCCCCCACAAGUCUGAGAAAACAGGUGGAAUUCCUAUCUACACUGCAACAUCUUUAGGAGAAAGUCUGGAACAUGUGCGACACUUUGCUAGGCUACCAUCUGAUACCAUCCCUCAACCAUAUCGAGUGAUUCAUCCUUCCGAAUCCUCCAGUGAAGAUGAUAAAAUACUGGCUGAAGUGUAUGGAUCUCAAGCACUUCAAUCUGAUGUUCGAACUAUUGAGGGAACUGCUAAUCCUGACUCCACGAAUUUCAAAAUUCGAGAGAUUUCGAAUAUUAUUGGAAGCUCGUCUGCAAAUGUUUCUGAUUCUAGCCACUCUGUGACUCCGGUUCAGUCCCCAACCAAGGAAACAAGACGGUCAAAAAGGAAGAAUGUCCCAGUAAAGGUUGUUGUUGAGACAGGUGAUGAUAAUGCUGAUAAAGGAUCUACUGCUGUUCAAGCUACCUCUGUACCAGCCCCUUCUGUCAGAAAAGGGAAGCCAUCCACACGAUCAAGAGGACAAAGUGUCACUCCUGAGGUCCCUCCUGUUGAAGAAACUGACCCAUCUGUUUACCAGCCACAGUUUGUAUCUCCUGCUGCCCAGACCAAAUGGGCUACUAUGGUUAGAAGGGAACUUAUUGUUCAAAUAUCGGUGGAUGAGAACCAGCUGAACUCCGUUUGUGACAUUCUGCCCUUGCUGAAUGAAGUCGGAUUGUUGAAAACUGUCACGGACAUCUGCCCUUACUCUAAGCUGCUCACAUAUGAAUUCUAUUGCAAUCUGAAUGAUGAGAUUGACGUUCUCACAGGGCCACGACCAAUGCAGAUUUUUAUCAGAGGAAGAUGGUAUGUUUUUGGGCCGGAUAUGAUUAAUGAAUACUAUGGCUUGCCAGCAGUUCAAGAAGAAGCUGUUACUGACUGGGACUUGGUUGCCAGAACUCUGACCGGUGGGCAGACAAAAUCAUGGCCUACGGGUGACAAGGACUAUCUGCAAAGCUCUCAUCUCACGUCUAGAUAUGUGAUUUUACACCGCCUAGCUCUCCACAACUGGCUCCCAUCAGCCCAUUUUCACACAGUUGGCAAGCUUCUGGCUGGGUUCUUAUUUCUAAUUGGAACAAAGAUGCAACUUGAUCUGGCAAAAUGGAUUUACUAUCACAUCCUCACCCUGAUUCACCCACGCGAACAUAAGGGCCUUGAGCCUAUGCCCAGUGAAGUAAUCAGCCCAACGUUGCUCUAUACUGUUGAUAAACGUCUUCUGUCUGGAGAUCACAUUCGGGAUGUUGUUCCUGUGACUGCCCUAUCCAAUUCUGAACCCGGUGUUGUGCCUGAUGACUCUCCUCAUGCUAAGGAUAUUCAGCUUUCCAUACAAUUGAAGGCAAGAGUUGCUGACCUUGAGACGGUGCAUAGCGUUAUUGCAAAGCAACUGACAGGAGCUCGUACUGAGCUGGCCACUGUUCUUCUUCGUUUGAGCCUGAAUGAAGCUGCUGCUGCUGCCGAUCCUGUGAAGUCUGACAGUGACUCUCCCUCCAAUGCUGAAUAUUUGGCUACCAUUGGCAAAAAGGGGGAGUAG
Molecule: messenger RNA, 2253 nt
Organism: Ipomoea nil (Japanese morning glory)
Lineage: Eukaryota; Viridiplantae; Streptophyta; Magnoliopsida; Solanales; Convolvulaceae
Exons: 4
Coding region: 1-2253 (750 amino acids)
Source: RefSeq, a predicted model, not a curated record